AUGCUGGCUCUCCAGGCCUUGACCCGGGACAUCAAGAAACUUUGGAGUGUACCCUGGAUUACUGUCCAGCGUCAUACAGGGGACCCUAACAACUUCCUACCUACCCGCUUGUUGUCAGGCCUUGAGGGUCUGGAAAACCCAGAAUUAAACUGA
This is a messenger RNA of Puccinia triticina, 153 nucleotides long. RefSeq lists its product as uncharacterized. The record is from RefSeq and is a predicted model, not a curated record. The coding region runs from base 1 to 153 and encodes 50 amino acids. The transcript has 2 exons. NCBI's taxonomy places the organism in Eukaryota, Fungi, Basidiomycota, Pucciniomycetes, Pucciniales, Pucciniaceae.